Vitis riparia (riverbank grape) is the source of this 1814-nucleotide messenger RNA. RefSeq lists its product as uncharacterized. The record is from RefSeq and is a predicted model, not a curated record. NCBI's taxonomy places the organism in Eukaryota, Viridiplantae, Streptophyta, Magnoliopsida, Vitales, Vitaceae. The transcript has 3 exons. The coding region runs from base 16 to 1158 and encodes 380 amino acids.
UUCGCCCCGCCAGUGAUGGGUUGUAGUGUUGAAGUCCCAGUGUUCACUGACACCAACAUGGGCACCCACGUAGCCCUCUCUGUCUCUCCAAAUAUUACGUCUGGAGAUUUCAUGAGAGAGCUGGAGAAAACACACUUCAAUUGUUUCCCAGAACUGGGAGAGAUCAGGGUUUAUGGAUUAAUGGUGAAGCGGAAAUCGUGCUUUUACCACCUGCCUGAAUCAGUGCCUAUAAAGCAUGCUUUCCAGGGUUUGAAAGGAACAUGGUUUUUACACACAGAAGCGAGUUCCCUAGGUGGCUCUGAUUUGUCCGGUUUAUCCAACCAUGUAACUGUAGAAACGAGGAAUCAAACUUGUGAUGGUAGCAAUGUAACUGAUCCUAUGGAACCCAAAAGCUAUACUGCAAUUGCUGUAAGGGAUAAAAACAAAAGUAAAGGUAAGAGGAGGAGAAUAAAAAGAUAUCAUUGCCUCAAAGCUGUACUGUGGGGGCUUCUAAGAACUGUGUAUUUUUCAAGGAAAAGUAGGAGAAGGAAGAGAGUGAAGAAAAAUCGCUCCCUGGCAUGCACAGUGAGUGGCAUUGAGAAUGGAUGCCCUGGUAGAAGUAAAAAAAUUCCAGGUCCUUCUGCCAAGGAGAGGUCUAGCUUCUGUACAUCGGGGAAUGAAGAAGAGCAUAGGAAAGAAUGGAUCAGCAAAGUGGUUGAGUGUCCUAGUGAAAGGUCAUCCGAAGUAGUAUCAGUUUCAGGUAUCAUUGAGAGAUACUUCUCAAAUUUUGAUGUCAUGAAUCACUUUGGAAGUCCUUCAAGCUCUGAGGUUAAUUCUAGAGUGAUUUGUAGUUGGUCAAACGAACCAUUGAGGGUGCCAACAGAUGGCAAUCACUCAAACAUACAAAUUGGUACCACGCCACUGCUCACAACCAAAACACCAGCAAGGGAGACACCUUUCUCACUGUCAACUAACUCAAGACCUGGAACUUCCAGGGAUAAGCUUGAAAUAACUGAGGUUGGGAAACGCCUUGUCAUGGCCUCGAAUACUCUUGGUAUUUCUUCAAGUAAGCAAAGGCCGGCAAUUUCUAUUAGCAGAUUCAAAGAUGGAAAACUGUUAGGACUUGACUCUUCUCUUGUUAGAAGUAUGGUCUUUGAAAUGAGUGAUGAUGAUGACUGAAGAAACCCGAGUUGCCCAUGUCAUAGACUGGUAUGUCCAUGCAUUAAUUUGUUAUGCUCAUACAGUGCUAUGCUGCAAAAACUAGAGGUUACAACCUCAAGCAAUCCUAAAUGCAUAUUAUAUCGAUUCUCUCCUCUUUUUCCUUCUUAAUCAUUAGGUGAUUUCCCAGGGUCUUGUUGUGUGAGAACAUAUAUUUGGUGAAUCAAGAUUUUCUAUACUUCACCUGGUGAGCCCACCUGAGACAAAAGAACAUGAACAAGAUACCCUAUUUCUCUUAAGAGCAUGACUCAUUGGACACUGUACAACUGCUGAAAUUGCUAUGUCCUAAUAUGUCUACAAGUAAAGAAUCAAACUAGAGCUUUUAUCAUUUGUAAAGCCACUGCUCUACCAUGUCAGUUUCUGUACAUCAUCGUUUUCAUUAAUCUAGCCUACAGAACCAGUGGGGAUUCAUUUUCCAGAUUAGCAAAGGCUGUAAACGUAAACCCCCAUGCAGUUUGCUGUAAAAUCUACUUAUUAAGGGCUGUCUUGUGCAUGUGUAUCGUCUUUUUUCCCCUUCCAUUUGGAGGUUAUGAAAAGUGUUGUGUUUGUAUAGCAGUGACGAAGCCAUGUCUUGAUCUCAAUUGCUGUAAAUAAAAGAUCAAAAGCUGUGUUUAUCA